GUUGCAGCGGAUCAUCGCUGACAUUUCAAACCUGGAACGACCAGCAAAGUGAAAAGUUAGAGACGACGAAUCUUAAAAACGACUAGCGCGUAAAAGAUCCGGAAUUCCUCAUUUUCUCGAGAAAAUCACACAUAUUUUCUCGAGGAAAUCGGCAUCGGAAAACCAGCAUAUCCGUUUGGAUAAUUAUGAAAAUAUGGAAGUCUUGGUUCUUGCUACUGGUAAUUUUGCUGGUCUCGAUUGGAAUUUCUACCGCAGCUUCGCUUGGAUUGUCGAAGUCGACGGACGAGGCGUAUGUGACGCUUCUCUACGGAGAUGAGUUCCUGUUGGGAGUCAGGGUUCUGGGGAGAUCAAUACGCGACACCGGAUCGAAGAAGGACAUGGUGGUUCUUGUCUCCGAUGGCGUCUCUGAUUACGCCAAGAAGCUUCUCAAGGCUGAUGGGUGGUUAGUGGAGAAGAUUAGUCUGUUGGUGAACCCCAAUCAAGUGCGUCCGAAGAGGUUUUGGGGUGUUUACACCAAACUAAAAAUUUUCAACAUGACCAACUACAAGAAAGUCGUGUAUCUUGAUGCGGAUACAAUUGUGGUAAAAAGUGUAGAGGAUUUAUUUAAAUGUGGGAAAUUCUGUGCUAACUUGAAGCAUUCAGAGAGGCUGAAUUCAGGAGUCAUGGUGGUUGAACCAUCUGAAAAAGUUUUCAAUGACAUGAUGAGCAAAGUGACCACUUUGCCUUCUUAUACCGGAGGAGAUCAGGGUUUUCUGAACUCGUAUUACUCUGACUUUCCUAAUGCACAUGUUUUCGAGCCAAAUAUACCCCUGGAGGUGGUAAAAUCUAAGCCCGUCCCAGAAAUGCAGCGACUUUCCACUCUGUAUAAUGCGGAUGUUGGUCUGUACAUGCUUGCUAACAAGUGGAUGGUAGAUGAGAAUGAACUCUGUGUCAUUCAUUAUACACUUGGCCCCCUUAAACCUUGGGACUGGUGGACAUCAUGGCUUCUUAAACCUGUUGAUGUUUGGCAGAAUGUUAGGGAACAGCUUGCGGAUACCCUUCCUGGUACUAGAGGCGGCAGAAAUCCAAAUGAUGAGCUUGUUGUGAAAUUCCUUUUCUUUAUGCCACUUUUCACUGUACUUUUCUGUUGUUAUCGCUCGUCUCUUCAGAUCCGGGAUCACUUUGGUUCAUUUUGUAGAAGCUCAUUUUGCGACCAUAUUAGACACCUUAGCUAUACAGUUAGAUCCAAUGGAACACUUGCUUAUAAUGGGGUUUCUUCAUCAUCUUCAAUUAAUUCCAACCAUCAGUUCUCCACUGCUAUGCAGUCAAAGGUGCCUGUCUAUUUGGGAGGGAUUUCUGUAGUUGUGUGUUUCAUAGCUGCUGCAGUGUCCAUUGGAUUUGCUCUUGCAAUUGUGCCUCGGCAAGUGAUGCCAUGGACUGGUUUGCUCUUAAUGUACGAGUGGACGUUCACAAUUUUCUUUGCUUUAUUUGGAGCUUUUCUACACUUCACCUACAGAUGGGGAAAGACAGUGGCUGUUCCAGUAGGGUUGUAUUCCUCUGAUCCUGAAUCCUUGGAUUAUGAUUCUGGAAAAGGUCAUCAGCGGCAAGCGUCGUCUUGUGAUAUUGCGACAUGGUACUAUGGGUUGGGGAUGGCAUUUUUGGCUGUUGCUGCCCCAUCUUUACCUUUUCUUUUUGGGAUAACUGCUCUGUUUCCUAGGUUAGGGUUUAUGGUCGCCGGAGGUCUAGUUUUGGCAUCGUUCAUGACAUAUGCUGCAGAGCACCUUGCACUGCGAUCAUUCUCAAGAGGCCUUGAAGAUCGAGACACAACACGACCCAGAAGCAUGUGUUUCUUGUGCUGAUAGGUGUCGGAAAGUGAUGAAGACCAGACUCGUGCAUUUUUGUGUUUAAUUUGUAAGGUUUGUUAACAUAUAAUGAGCUUACAAUAGAUUUGUAACUGUAAAAUAUUGUGCAUCAUUUUCGCAAGAAUAGAAUGUUUUUUUUUUUUUUCCUGCCUUUCAAUAGGUUUUGAUGUAACGUUCUUUCAGGAAUUUUUGAUGUUGAUACUCUCUGUUCUUCACCUUGAAAUUCACCACUAGUUUCAACAGAA
Tripterygium wilfordii is the source of this 2086-nucleotide messenger RNA. Its product is annotated as inositol phosphorylceramide glucuronosyltransferase 1-like. Lineage: Eukaryota; Viridiplantae; Streptophyta; Magnoliopsida; Celastrales; Celastraceae. The record is from RefSeq and is a predicted model, not a curated record. The transcript has 10 exons. Gene Ontology annotation, molecular function: glycosyltransferase activity. The coding region runs from base 186 to 1838 and encodes 550 amino acids.